GAAUUCAACCUUAAAUUUACAGCAUGUUUAUCAAGGAAGGCUGAGCCCAAAACUUUAUUAAAAGUGGUUUCUUUGUAUUGCAGACUUGCAGACUGAUUGUUCUCUGAUGGUUCUGUCUUCUGUACUCACACAUGAGAGCCUAAUAGUACAGGGGUUCUGUUGGAUGUGUCUGCUGUGAGGCAUGACCCAUCUCAGAGUGUUCGUCAGGUUCAACUCUAGCCAUGGUUUCCCUGUGGAGGUUGGUUCAGAUGCCAGCAUCCUCCAGCUGAAGGAGGUGGUUGCCCAGCGACAGGGAGUUCCAGCUGACCAGCUGCGGGUGAUUUUUGCAGGGAGGGAGCUCAGCAAUGACUUGACACUGCAGAACUGUGACCUGGCCCAGCAGAGUAUCAUUCAUAUUGUUCAGAGUCCACAGAAGAACAGUCCAAACAAGGAUGAGACAGGAAAUAGCUGUGCUGGAGGUAUUCUAAAAGCCUUGGAAAAAGAAACUGAAAGUCUAACUCGCAUAGACCUCAGUACCAGCAUCCUCCCAUCACUCUCUGCAGGACUGGCUGUUAUUCUGGAUACUACAAAACCCAGCAUUUCUCUUCCCUCUGAAAAAUCAGGUGUGUCUAGUUACAACAGCUUCUAUGUUUUUUGCAAAAGUAUCUGCCAAUCUGUGAAACCUGGGAAACUCAGGGUCCGCUGCAGUGAGUGUAAACAAGGAACACUGACGUUGACAAGGGGUCCAUCUUGCUGGGAUGAUGUGCUGAUGCCCAACAGAAUAAGAGGUGUUUGCCAGUCCCAAAAGUGCAACGGAAAUGUAGCGGAGUUUUACUUUAAAUGUGGAGCACACCCUACCAGUGACAGUGAAACAUCUGUGUCUUUGAACCUCGUUACAACAAACAGUCGCUGUAUCACAUGUAUAACAUGCACAGAUAUUAGGAGUCCUGUGCUUGUGUUCCAGUGUGUGCAUCGCCAUGUCAUUUGCCUAGACUGUUUCCACUUGUACUGUGUGACUAUGCUGAAUGACCGCCAGUUCAUCCAUGACCCAGAGCUUGGCUAUUCUCUCCCUUGUGUAGCUGGCUGUCCAGACUCCCUGAUUAAAGAGCUUCAUCACUUCAGGAUUCUGGGAGAAGAACAGUACAACCGCUACCAGCGCUAUGGGGCCGAGGAAUGCGUGCUGCAGAUGGGAGGAGUGCUGUGUCCAACUCCCGGCUGUGGAGCAGGUUUGCUUCCUGAACCAGGAGUGAAGAAAAUUGUAUGUGAACCAGGCAAUGGAAUAGGCUGUGGGUUUGUGUUCUGCCGUGAAUGUAAAGAAGAGUACCAUGAAGGGGAAUGCAGCUCUCUCCUCAGCCUGCAGGGAGCUAUCGCCCAGAAGGGAUAUGUAGUUGAUGAACAUGCAGCCAUGCAAGCUCGAUGGGAAGAGGCAUCUAGAGAAACAAUCAAGAAGACAACUAAGCCAUGCCCCAACUGCAAUAUUCCAGUAGAGAAAAACGGUGGCUGCAUGCACAUGAAAUGUCCUCGCCCUCAGUGUAGAUUUGAGUGGUGCUGGAACUGUGGCCUGGAGUGGAACAGAACCUGCAUGGGAGAUCACUGGUUUGAGUAGUGGUGCUGAGGCCAGCCUGUGUUGCUGCGUAAAGCUUGUUUUCAUCAGGGCAAACUUCUGAACCCCUUGCUUAAACAAAAUUACCAGUGGUUUCAGGGUCACAGAGUUCAGAAGUUGGCCAAGUUUUUUGGUUUUUGCUUUCUUGCACAUGCAAUCAUACCAAAAUCGCAUUGAAGUUUUUAAAUCCACUAAGUAAAAAGAGUAACUGUUUUAAUGGACAAACUUGCCCAUUGUAGUACAAAGAGGGGUAAACUACACCUUUCUGGACUUACACAGUCUGUCUCAUGGAGAGCAGACAAAGUUCCAUUAGGAACUUUGCUUGACAUUUACAGUUAGGAAUCAACAACUCUUGCAAGAGACAGCAGCCUGUAUAUGUGUGUGUGAGUGUGUGUGUGUCAGCGGGGUUGGAGAGUGUCCCCUGCAUGAGCUGUUUUGUCUUUGCCCACUCCUUUGCUCAUUCAGCACGGUUUUUGAUUUUGAGGCAAUAUUUCUUAACAGCUCUUUUGGCACAGGGAAGACUGUGGCUCUUCAGUGUUUUCUCAGGGUUCCUUCCUAAUUUUAACAGGGUUCCUUCUGUAGGGGUCUUGCUUUCUAGCCAAAUUCUAACAGAACAUCCAGCUUUAUGCAAUAUUUGUGCUUGUGUAUUUCUAACACACCACACGAAACCUGCCUACAUAUUCAGUACAGACUUUGUUACCAUUGGAAGACUAACUAAGGAUGCAGUUUCAGUUCUAACCAUGACCAUUGUUGCAGUGGUUCUGAUUAAGUGUUGUGCUUACAGCAGUACUUUGGACAUGGCAAGGGGAGGCAGGACUUCUCAGGGGUUUUCCCUACCAUCAUUCUCCAAGUAGAAUAUGGUUGUAUUUCUGAAAAUACAUUCACAGCUAAAUACAUUCACUGAGGGGCAGAAAGACAUCUUUCAUUUUACAAUGUUAACACAGUAAGUAAAGCUUACUAGCAUUUCCAAGCCUGAACAAUCUUACUGUUUUACGUGCUUUACACACUGUCUAUUCUGAAAUGAAAUGGGUACUGUCCAUAUCCAACAUGCCACUAAGGAUUUGCACAAUUCAGUUUUGAAAAACAAACAAACAAAGAAAAAGACAACACAAUAAAUGCAGUGGUCAAAAUGUUAAACUUUGUUUCCUUUUUCAUUUGAAUAAAAAGUGAGUACAAAGAUGUUGGUCAUGUAUUUCAUUGACUGAUUUGAACUCCCAGCUAAGAAACUAGCCCUUUGAUUAAAACAUACUAUUAGCACACAAUGAAGUCCAGGGCCAUGGACUUCUUUUAUCAACUUUGAAUUAAUAUUUUAUAUGGCAUGACGGUAGAGUCCUGAAAAUACGGAUGUGCCUGGUAUCACUCAGUGCAGAGCAAGAAGCUUGAGGUAUAAGGAAGUCCAGGCUUACUACAAAAAUGUCCAGUUGCAAAGAAGUGGAGUAUUCGACUAUGUCAGCUAGGAGUGACAUUAAAAGUCUGAGGAAACAAAAGGAUGAAGGCAUGAGGUACCAAAAAUGAGAGAGUGAUCAGGCAGAAUUAAGAAAAUGAGAGGAAAGAAAGUGACAAUGAGAGGACAAUGGCCAUUUCUUAAAGGUCAUUUUCCUUUUUGGCACUGGUGAGCUAAUAUGUAUGCAGAAGUGGCUAGCUACAUUAAAGUGCAGGGAUGCAACAGAAUGACUCAAUCAAUGUAGCUCAUUUAAGUACAUUAUCUUAAUGGCAGUAUUUUACUGUGAGCCCUGAUUAUUUCAUGGUUCGAUUUCUUAUACCUGGGUCUAUUUUAUAAUUUAUAUGGCUUGUUGCCAACAGGCUAGGGACAUAAUCACAAUGCUUAAUUUUACUUUGAUAGCGUGUUACUUAGGAGCUCAUCACUAUAUUUCAUAUCCACAAACACUGGGAAUAAAAGAAGUCUGAAUCUUU
Molecule: messenger RNA, 3496 nt
Organism: Pezoporus occidentalis (night parrot)
Lineage: Eukaryota; Metazoa; Chordata; Aves; Psittaciformes; Psittacidae
Gene: PRKN
Product: parkin RBR E3 ubiquitin protein ligase
Exons: 12
Coding region: 182-1585 (467 amino acids)
Biological process (GO): regulation of cellular response to oxidative stress; negative regulation of protein phosphorylation; ubiquitin-dependent protein catabolic process
Cellular component (GO): endoplasmic reticulum; mitochondrion; Golgi apparatus
Molecular function (GO): ubiquitin conjugating enzyme binding; polyubiquitin modification-dependent protein binding; ubiquitin protein ligase activity
Source: RefSeq, a predicted model, not a curated record